This is a messenger RNA of Dioszegia hungarica, 3387 nucleotides long. RefSeq lists its product as uncharacterized. Gene Ontology annotation, biological process: endonucleolytic cleavage of tricistronic rRNA transcript (SSU-rRNA, 5.8S rRNA, LSU-rRNA); ribosome biogenesis; maturation of SSU-rRNA from tricistronic rRNA transcript (SSU-rRNA, 5.8S rRNA, LSU-rRNA). Gene Ontology annotation, molecular function: U3 snoRNA binding; GTPase activity; GTP binding. The coding region runs from base 1 to 3387 and encodes 1128 amino acids. The record is from RefSeq and is a predicted model, not a curated record. Lineage: Eukaryota; Fungi; Basidiomycota; Tremellomycetes; Tremellales; Bulleribasidiaceae. The transcript has 6 exons. Gene Ontology annotation, cellular component: 90S preribosome; nucleus.
AUGGAGAAGCCUCAUAAGCCACACCACAAGGCUUCAGCGGGUAAGAAGCUCGAGAAGAAAGAUGCGGCAAAGGGCGUGGAUCGAUCAGGAGGGCAGAGCUACAACCCAAAGGCUUUCAUUGGUGCCUCUUUCCGCUCCGCAGAUCGCGCUGCUCGUCGGACCGCCGAGAAGGACCAAAAGCGGCUCCACGUCCCGCUCGUCAAUCGGAAUCCGGAUGAGCGCAAGGUCACGGGCGAGAAGGGCAAGGGGAUGAAUGAGGGACGUGUCCCGCCUCCACCCAUCAUUGUCGGUCUCGUUGGUCCUCCAGGAGUCGGCAAGUCGACACUCCUCCGCUCCCUCGUCAAGCGGUUCACCAAGCAUUCGCUCAAUCAGCCUCUUGGACCGAUCACCGUCGUCUCUGGCAAGACCCGGCGUAUCACCUUUGUGGAGUGCGGAAACGACUUGAACAGCAUGAUUGAUCUGGGCAAGGUCGUGGAUCUGGAAACCUUUGAAUUCCUCAAUAUCCUUCAAUCGCACGGUUUCCCCAAAGUCCUCGGUCUCCUCACCCAUCUCGACCUCAUCAAAAAGCAGUCCACCCUCAAAGAUACCAAGAAGCGGCUCAAGCACCGUUUCUGGACGGAAAUCUACCAGGGCGCCAAGCUCUUCUCCCUCUCGGGCGUCAUCAAUGGCCGGUAUCCCGAUACCGAAAUCAAUCUCCUCUCACGCUUCAUCUCAGUCAUGAAGUUCCGUCCCCUCAUCUUCCGGAAUCAACACCCUUAUCUCAUCGCCGACCGUCUCCAGGAUCUCACCAGCCGAGAAGGGCUUCGAGCCAACCCAAAGAUGGACCGGACCAUUACGCUCUACGGGUAUCUCAGGGGUCCGAACCUGCCCGCGCGGAAUGCAAAGGUGCAUAUACCAGGAGCGGGGGAUCUGGAGGUGCGGACAGUGGAGAGGCUGGCGGAUCCGUGUCCUCUACCAACGCUCGAAAGCGAGCGGAGGCGGAAGAUGGGCGAAAAGGCAAAACUCAUACAUGCGCCAAUGUCGGAUGUGGGAGGUGUCAUGUAUGACAAGGAUGCGGUGUAUGUGAAUGUCCCGGGGAGCUUCUCGAGGGGUGGCGAUCAACCACAAGGCGAAGGCGAACAGAUGGUGCUCGACCUGCAGGACGCCACGCGGACAUUUGCGGACGGCAUCGACUCAUCCCAGAUUCGUCUCUUCGGCUCGUCAUCGGCACCUCUCGAGGCUCCUGCUGGUCGCCAGCGGAGACGGGCGGAACCUCGGAAUGGCGGACCAAUGCUCGGUGUCGCCACAGACGAGGAGUACGAUGACGAGGAGGACGGGGAGGAUAUCGAUGAGGAUGACUUUACGUCUGAUGGGGAGGGGAUGGCUAUCGGCGAUGAGGAGGAUGAGCAAGAUGGGGAGGUCGACUUUGCGGAUUCGGGGUCGGAGAACGAUCUCGAUCUUGCCACCGGGUUUGAGCAGGACGGGAAGCGGCUCGACCUGGACGACGACUACUCCGGGGACGAGGAGGACGAGGAGGAGGAAGUACCCAAGUGGAAGACUAGUCUCUCGGCUCGGGCCGCCACGGGCUUUACCGAACGCAUGACGCGCCGGUGGGACCUCAUGUCGCUCAUCUACAACUCGGAUUUGAGCCCCGAGGAGAUUGCCGCGGGUAAGACGGAGGCUUCGUCAGCGGGCGCCGAGUCGUCUCUGAUGGCGCGGGAUGGGUUCUACAAGGUGUCCCGGAGCGGUGCCGAGGGUGACGAUGGGGAUCAGUUGAAGGAGAGCGUGGAUGCCGAAGCGCUGAAGGCGAAAUGGUCGGAUGAGACUAUGCUGGAGUCGCUUCGGGGUCUGUUUAUCAGUGGUCCGGUCGGCGAGGUAGACCAGGAGGGACAGGCGUAUGAGGAUGAUGCGGGAGAUGCCGACUUUGAGGAUGUCGAGGGAGGAGAGGACGGCGAGGACGUCCCGUACGUCGGUGUCAAGCCGACCGAGGACCUCGCCAAGACGCGAGAUUCGGCGAUGGAGCGAAAAAAGGCGGCACUAGCGGCCAAAUUCGACGAAACCUACUCGGACUCGGACGACGAGGGCAAGAUGGACUUUUACGACGCCCAAAAGGCCGAAUUUGCCAAGCAGCGCCAGCUGAACGAGGCGGAGUUUGAGGGGUUGGAGAACGAGGCGCGGGCCCAGAUUGAGGGAUACCGAGCCGGCUCGUAUGUCCGGCUCGAGAUCGAGAAUGUGCCCUGCGAGAUGGUGGAGCACUUCAACCCCGCAUACCCCAUCAUCGUCGGCGGUCUCCUCGCGGCCGAAGAGCGGUUCGGGUACGUGACGGUCCGUAUCAAGCGACAUCGUUGGUUCACCCGAACCCUCAAAACCAACGAUCCCAUCAUCUUCUCCCUCGGCUGGCGUCGAUUCCAGUCUAUGCCUAUCUACCACCUCGACGACCACUCUAUCCGGAACCGAUUCCUCAAAUACACGCCGGAGCACAUGCACUGCUACGCUACCUUCUUCGGACCCGUCUCGGCCCCCAAUACCGCCUUUUGCGCUUUCAACUCCCUCUCGGCCGGCACACCCGGAUUCCGCAUUUCAGCCACCGGCGUCGUACUCGAUAUCGACCGGACCACCAAGAUUGUCAAGAAGCUCAAAUUGACCGGUGUACCGUAUAAGAUCUUCAAGAAUACGGCCUUUGUCAAGGAUAUGUUUGGGUCGCAGUUGGAGGUGGCCAAGUUUGAGGGGGCGAAUAUCAAGACGGUCUCGGGUAUUAGGGGUCAGGUGAAGCGGGCGCUGAGCAAGCCGGAAGGGUCGUACAGAGCUACGUUUGAGGAUAAGAUCUUGAUGUCUGAUAUUGUCUUCCUGCGAGCUUGGUACUCUAUCGAACCGAAGAAGCUGUACAACCCAGUCACGUCGCUCCUCCUUGCGGACAAGGGCGAAUGGAAGGGGAUGCGCUUGACGGGUCAGAUCAGGCGAGACGAGGGUGUCGCGACGCCCUUGGACCCCAACUCGGCAUACAAGAAAGUAGAACGGACGACCCGUCGCUUCAACACUCUCAAAGUACCCCGAAAACUCGAGGCCUCACUCCCCUUUGCGUCCAAAACCAAAUCCGUCGCGAAACAGACCAAACCGACGUACCUCCAAUCCCGCGCGGUCAUUAUGGACGAUAAUGAAAAGAAGGCGGUGGCGCUCCUGCAGCAGAUGCAGUCGCUGCGGAAGGAUAAGGUGGCGAGGCGGAAAGAGAAGCAGGAGGAGCGGAAAGAGGGGCAUAGGAAGGAGAGUAAGAAUAGGGAUGAGGGGAGGGAGAGGAAAGUCAAGGAGGAGAGGAGGAAUACGUUGAGGAAGGAAGGGCAGAAGAGGAAGUUUGCGGAGGAGCAGGGAGGGCAGAGGAGGGGUGGGGCCAAGAAGCAGAAGGCUGAUUAG